Messenger RNA from Dovyalis caffra, 528 nucleotides. Lineage: Eukaryota; Viridiplantae; Streptophyta; Magnoliopsida; Malpighiales; Salicaceae. The record is from the annotation of a GenBank genome assembly.
AUGGCAACAACUAUAGUAUUCAGCUUGUGUUCUCUACUAAUGGCUGCACUCUUUGGUUACUCUGCAUCAGUCCAGCUAAAUGACCCUGAUUGGUACUUUUGGUUCCCUCUCUAUGCUUGUGCUUGUGUCGUUAAUCUGCUGAACUGGGCAAUCUCCAAUACAACGAUCAGGCAAAUUGCAAAGGUGACAUUGUGGUUUGGUAUAUUCAUGUUUCUUAAGGUUUUCAUAGAAGAUUUUGUAAGUGGAACGGUUGGCUUUUGGUCAUUAGAUUUGAGUGAGAGAGUUGUAAGGGAGAAAACUGGAAGUGGGUUGGUUGUGAUUUCCAUGAUUUUGCAUUUGGAAGCAUCAUCAGAACCAAAACAUCCCAUGAUACCAAGAAAGAGAAGGGAAUUUCCAAGAUUUGUUGAAUAUGGGAUGGCAAUCUUGGUGAUCUUCAGUUUUGGACUCCCUUUUGUUUUCUUUGCGAUUCAAGAUGGAGAAAUGAAGUUUGAUCAUAUCAAGGAACAAAACCACCUGAAAUCCUUUUAA